Molecule: messenger RNA, 3657 nt
Organism: Homarus americanus (American lobster)
Lineage: Eukaryota; Metazoa; Arthropoda; Malacostraca; Decapoda; Nephropidae
Product: protein unc-13 homolog 4B-like
Exons: 23
Coding region: 245-3469 (1074 amino acids)
Source: RefSeq, a predicted model, not a curated record
AGCAGGUGCUCCACAACACCCACUUGCACUCUCAGUAAGGUGCAAGAUGAUGGAGACGAGGAUAUACUUUAUCGGGUGACCAUUCUGUACGGGAUAUCUACCGUAGUUCUCGUUUCUGUUGGGAAUUAUUACAUUUCUUGUUACAUUCUGCCUACGGUUCACCAUUUUGACUGAAAAUAAUGGAAAAAUAACCCAGGAAAUUAACAUUUUAAAGUUUUCCGCCUCUCAACAUGUAACAUGAUGUAUGUCCAUGUCAGCCGCAUUUGUCGAUUCGCUCGUAGCAAAGACGUUGGAGAAUCUGACGACCUUUACCAGCGAGCUGGCGGUGCAAGUGACUGAAGCUCUCCCCGGGGCUGAGGACGAUCCCGCUCAUCUGGACGAGGAGACUGAAGAACUACUGACAGAUGUACUAUACUGUGCUGAUACUCUGAUGGGUGAAGAUGGAGUAUGGGAUGUAUCCAGUGCUCCAGCAGGAAUGGCGCACUGUAUACCAGGUAGAAAAUUCAGCCACGUUUCCUCUCGCUUGGUCAGUGUGACGAUGUCUCAAGUGAUUCAGAGCCUCCAAGACACUUUCAACACUGAUCAAGAAACAAUUGAGCGGCUGAAGCUGAAGGUGCAGCAGAGAAAGCCAGCAGCAUUAACACUACACCUGACAGUGAAGGAGGCCAUGGUUCACUGUCGAAGGUCUCUUAAAGGGUCAACAAACACAUAUGUAACAGUUACGUCACCUACUGGCGCUGUUCACACAACUCGCACUAUAAAGGGAACACUUUACCCCAAGUGGAUGGACAAAUUUGACCUGCUUCUGAGUGACCUUCAGAGUGAUCAACUACUACUUGAAUUAUGGCUGGAAGCGGAAAGGGAUGAUCGCCGUGCACAACGAAUAUAUCGCAAAUUUGCCCACAGCUCCUCCAGCUCACCACUCUUACUGGGUUCCCUCCGGCUCCCAGUCAAGGAAAUUGGCCUAUCAUAUCUUGAUGGUUGGUAUGAAGUCGAUGACAGAGUUGAUGAGGCAGAUCAGGAAUAUGACUCCAGUAAAGUAUAUAUAUCUGGCUGUAUAUCGACGAUAACAGAUAUAAAGAAUAAACAGUCCCAUGGAGCUCUUGUGAAACACGUCAUGGACCACGUCCUUCACACCGGCAUUAGUAAGGAGCCAUGGACUGGAAGAUUACCAGAAGGCGUUGCUGCAGUGACGGCUCAACACGCCCUCUUGCUAAGCCUGAGUAUAGCAACCCAGCAACUCAUCUGGUGGAGGAUAGCUUCUCAAGAAACUGGUGUGGAUGAUACUUGGGCACUGUCACAGCUCAAAUCUGUCCAGAGUUCACUUGUUAUGAACUUGUAUUCCAGUGAAGAACUGCUAGAGUUUACGUCAUCGCUGUGUCAAUUUCAAGAUAAAUGUACCGAGCGGAUAAAAAAUUUGGACACUCUUUUUCCAAUGUCAUCAGGUUACUCCAAACUUCAGCUGUCAUCCAUGUUGAAUGCUCUUCAAAGUCUGCAGACUCACCCGAGGACCAGACAACUACUGGGAGAGGCUAAGCGGCCAUCUGUCACCCACCAAGUUAUUGGAGCAAUUGAGCUAUAUGCAAAAAAUUGGUGGUGGAAACUAUCACAGGAGACCAUUCUGAAGGCCACCAGUAUUGAUGACCAACUUGCUGCAGUUCUCUCAAUCACUGAGGAAGUUCUUGUCGUUUUGGAAGAUCACUCUCAAUAUUUUGACGCCAUUUUCAUGAAAGAGAUGAAUAUUCGUGCUCUGACAUACAUUUACCAGAUUGUAGUCAGCAGCCUGGUGGAGUGCCUACAGCCAGCCCUCAAUAAGUUGCACAACAACAUAAUUGAUCCACAAAGCUCAGAGAAUCCUGAUCACAUACCACACUAUGACUUUGGGUGUGGUUCUUCUCUCUGGAAAGUGUAUAAGAAUCUUAAGAGAAUCUCAACACAAGACUUGGGCCUUCCACUUGUGGUAAAGGUGAAGACAGGUAUUGACCAGUACUACCAGUGGUUCAUUCCUGGUGUACAGAGCUGGAUCCACUUCACCAAUCAUCUAGCCCGUGAACAGGUGUGGGAGGCACUGCAGAGGGAUAAUUUUACUCCCAUAGACCAACACAACAGCUUCAGCCACUCUUCAUUAGAGACAACUGCCAUCUUUCAUAGUUUGAAGGUGUGGUGGUACAAGCUGGCUUGGCCUGAUCCAGAUUCAAGUGUACAGUUCCUUCAAAUAAUGUUGGAAAACAUGUAUUCCCUCUGUAUAUAUUAUGUUGGUGCUCUGUGUGAGAGAGCAGAUGAUAUGCUUGAGGAAACAUCAAAGGGUUAUCUCAUUUGCCAAAAGGUUUGUGUCGGAGCCCAGAAUGUUGAACACAUUCAAAAGGAAAUGGAACGACUACUUGAAAUCAUUGGCUUUGACUCACAAGUUCAUAAAAUCUGCCAAGCUGGUGGCUCAAGCCUUGUUAGCCAAAUACGAGCCAGUGUGGAUACAUUGUUUCUUAGCAAAGCAGAUGACAUGAAAGUCAAAAGCCAAGAGCUUAGGGAUACAAUCAUUUAUAAGAUGAAAUCAACUAUUGAAAAGUGUCUUGACGAAGCGUGUGAGUGUGGAAGCUCCUCACAGCUGUUGAAGGAGGUGCUCGACCCCUCCCUUAACAUUCUUCACAAUGGACUCGAAGAUAACAAAUUUCAAGAUUACCUCUGGAGAUUCUGGAAAUUGAUUUUGAAGAUUUUUUGUACCAAAGUAGCUAAUAAUUCUAAGUGCGAGAGAGCGUAUUAUGAAACCCUGUAUAAAAUAUUACAAGAAACAUUCAACUUCUUUACACCUCAAUCUGGAGGUUUGGAUCACCAUAAGGCUAAAAAUGAAGAAUACACUUCCCUUCUUAAUCACCUUGAGAUUAUGAAGAUGAAUACAGAUGCCCUCAUUUCCCAUUUCUACCACGAACGAUGCAAUGAACAACAUGAAGAGUUACUCCCCAAGAAAGGUCUGCUUGUCAUUAGAACAUUCUUCAAGGAUUCAGACCAUUUGGCUGUGAGGGUCAUCAUGGCACGGGAUGUGGUGUUGAAUGAUCAAAAUCCUGGUAAUUUACCUCUGGAAUAUUUUGUUAAAGUGCAGCUCCACCCAAAAGUAUGCUUCCCCAAAUCUAUAAAGUCAAGCACAAGAGUCAUAAGAGAAGAUCCAGCCACCUAUGAUGAAGAAUUUGAAUUUGAUAUCAGCACAGACGGUAGCAACAUAAGUGAGGGUGUCCUUGUGCUGAUGCUGAUGGACAAAAAGAAGAUUCAUAGAGACGCUGUCCUUGGUGAAGCCUUUGUGACACUGUCUAGCAUUGCAGCAAGUUCAUCAGAUGUGAAUAACAUGUAUCUUCAUAUGACUCUACCAAGUAUUAAUCACUGUUACAGGUCUCUACAAGUUCUGCAAAAUAGACUCCAGGACAACACUGCACAUAAUUUCUUGAAAACAAUAUCUAAACAUCACCCAGGACUCAUUUAAACAGAAGUAAAGUAGGAUGCCCUAGGAUGGUGAUCGAGAAAAGUGUAUGAAAAUACAAUGUCUUGUGCUAACUGUAUAUAGGUACCGUAGUCUCCAAUUUACGAAGAUUUAGUAUACAAAAAUCUCAAGUUGAGAACAAAUAAAUAUUGCCCGGUGAAUCGGUUUAUGAUUAAAAAAUCUGAAGUUAU